AUACCCCUCGGCCCUCAAGUAUAAAAGGACCCCGCCGAUCAGGUAGUCAUAUCCUGUAACAAACCAGCCGCUCUCUCAACAUGUUGAAACUGUUGGUGCUCAUCUUUGCUAUCCAGCUGGUGCUUUCUGCGCCAGCCAAUGACGACUCGAAAAAAUUGUCCAAGAACCAACUGGCCGCUUUAGCCGCUACCACCAGAGCUCCAAAGACAACUACCACCAAAACUCCCAAGACAACUACAACCAAAACGCCAAAGACAACCACGACUAAAACUCCAAAGACGACCACCACCAAAACUCCAAAGACCACAACCACUAAAACCGCUAAAACCACCACCGCAGCCGCAACGACUACCACCGCAGCCGCAACAACUACCACCGCAGCCGCAACUACUACCACCGCAGCCGACACAACUACUGCAGCCGACACUACCACGGCAGCCGACACUACCACCGCAGCCCCAACAACAGUUUAAAUCAGGAACCACAAAAAAAUCAUCAAAUUUAUAGACGCAAAUUCCUUAAAACGCAACCAAUAUUAGAAAAUGAUUAAAAAUAUAUUAUUAUAAUCAAAAUAAAUACGUACUAAUGCAAUAUA
Molecule: messenger RNA, 595 nt
Organism: Neocloeon triangulifer
Lineage: Eukaryota; Metazoa; Arthropoda; Insecta; Ephemeroptera; Baetidae
Product: integumentary mucin C.1-like
Exons: 3
Coding region: 81-473 (130 amino acids)
Source: RefSeq, a predicted model, not a curated record